AUUUAUCAAGCUGGGCGCUAUAUAUGUUUACUAAUACAACAUUAACGUUACGUAACCAAACAAGGCAGCUGUAUUCAUUUAAAUUCAUUAAUAACACAUUGACAAACAACGUUAUCUCGGGCUAAUGUACUGAGGCGCGAUAUCUUCAACCAAGAACAUGGAAAACAGAGAGCGCUCGAUAAAAAAUAUUAUUGAAGACAAACUAACUGGAGAUCAGCUAAAGGAAUUCAACCGCAUUUACUACGGCAGAGAAGACCAUUGUACGUUGAAACUAAACGAUGAAGCUAUUCGGAAAAGUGAAGAGGAUGGCAUCCAACUGGCCGGCUACUCCUUCAAGGCCGCAAAUGAAGAUACCAGACCACCGAGAGUCGUCAAACUUGGGUUAGUGCAACAUUCAAUUGUUUUAACAACCGAUAAUCCUGUGCACAGUCAACGCAACGCCAUUUUCUACAAAGUGAAGAACCUCAUAGAAAUCGCUGCUUCAGAAGGCGUCAAUAUUUUGUGUUUGCAAGAGACAUGGGCUAUGCCGUUCUUCCUAUGCACAGGAGAUAAAGAAGCCUGGUCACAAUUCGCUGAAUCACCUACGAACGGCCCUAGCGUUUUAUUCUUAGCUGAGUUGGCCAAAAAGCACGGGAUGGUUAUAAUUUCACCCAUUUUGGAAGACGAUAAUGGCACUUGGUGGAACACCGCAGUAGUUAUCAACGAAGAAGGCAGAAUCCUUGGGAAACAUAGGAAGAACCAUCUUCCUAGCGUAGGAAGCUUUAGUGAAACGGCAUAUUACUCUCCUGGGGACCUCGGCCAUGCUGUGUUUGAUACCAAAUAUGGCAGAAUCGCUGUGAACAUUUGCUACGGAAGACAUCACGCCUUAAACUGGCUUAUGUUUGGACUGAAUGGUGCUGAGAUGGUGUUCAAUCCUUCCGCCACAGUUGCUGAAUUUGGAGAGUCUUUUUGGGGGAUAGAGGCAAGAAACGCUGCUGUAGCAAAUGGCUAUUUCACUUGCAGCAUCAACAGAGUUGGCACUGAAGAAUUUACUAUAAAAACAGAGCCAGGGAAGUCAAUAUCACGGAACUUUUAUGGUUCUAGCUACGUGACUGCACCUAAUGGGUGUAGAACUCCAAGCUUAUCAAGAGUUACUGAUGGAAUUCUGGUAGCCGAAGUUGAUUUGAACUUAUGCCGCCAGGUGAAGGACCAGUGGGGAUUCAACAUGACCUCUCGCCUGAAUGAAUAUGCUGAAGAGCUUAAUCAAGUGCUAUUGCAAAAAUAAAUAAAUACUUUUUCCAAUUUUAA
Plutella xylostella (diamondback moth) is the source of this 1287-nucleotide messenger RNA. RefSeq names its product beta-ureidopropionase. NCBI's taxonomy places the organism in Eukaryota, Metazoa, Arthropoda, Insecta, Lepidoptera, Plutellidae. Gene Ontology annotation, molecular function: beta-ureidopropionase activity. The record is from RefSeq and is a predicted model, not a curated record.